AUGGCAUCGACAGGCGAUGCGCCGCAGCCCUCGAGGCUCGAGAAAACAACCACAAACACCACGACCGCCCCGGCACAGGACAAUGAUCUAGCUCGGUCCCUCGAAAAGCUUUCUAUAUCCCAUGAUCCCGCUCCAAAGUCGCCGCUCCUCAAGGAGCCGAGGACCCCCCUAGGGCCCCCUUCUCGACGCUCGUCCCAAUCCCCCGCUCCUCGUGGGCGAGUCCCCUCCCGAAGCCCCUCAGCCGGCCCGAAUAAUCGAAUGCGGAAUCCUUCAACGCCAAACUUGCAUCGGAAGGCGUCGAUGAAUUCAUUACAUUCCGCAAAUGGUGUUUCUGCUACUUCAUAUCCCCCUUUGCGACGCUCGAGUUCCAACCAAACACUGUCACCCUCGGGCGAUGCCCCUUUGCCUCCGAAACUUCCUCUAACACCUGCCAGCAUUGCCAAUGAUUGUUUGAAGGCUGAGCUGAAUACCAUCCAUGGGCCAGCCCCGACUCUCUCCGCAGAAACCGUGGUCAUCGUCAAUGACGCCGUCUAUGGCCAUCGAUUCUCCCGACCACGAACAUCUAAAGGCGUCCUCGGUACGAUUGUCGAACGGCCAGAACGUAUAAAGGCGGCCAUGUUGGGCAUAUCACUGGCUUAUGUGCGGCUAGGAGAACGUCAUGCCGAUGGAGUCCAAGCCCUGACCCCCAAGCGCGAGGUUCAGCAGGUAUCAAGCAUACCCUUCCGCAUUCAGAAGACCGAUCGGAAGCUAUCUAUCCUAUCGCCAGCCGUGACAAAUGUGCAUGGAACUAAGUGGAUGGACGAACUCAAGGGCAUGUGCGACAUGGCAGAGAGCAGACUGGCAGCAGGUGGCAAGGAGUUACAGCGUCGUCCUCGUAGCAGGACGAGCACACGGACGGCCGACGAGCCAACCCCCGAAAAGCUACACGAGGGCGAUCUGUACCUUUGCUCAGAGUCCCUCAAUGCAUUCGAAGGGGCUCUAGGCGCGGUGUGCGAGGGAAUCGACACAGUCUUCAACGAGAAUGGCCCUCGAAGAGCCUUUGUCGGAGUGCGUCCCCCAGGGCACCACUGCUCUGCUUCGCACCCGUCUGGAUUUUGUUGGGUAAACAAUGUACAUGUCGGUAUUAUGCAUGCUGCUAUGAACCACGGACUUACCCACGCCGCCAUUAUCGAUUUUGACUUACAUCACGGCGAUGGAUCGCAGUCAAUCACAUGGCAGCAUAAUGCUCGUGCCAAUCUAGCUACAAAGAACGCCAUGGCUUGGAAAAAGUCAUCGAUUGGUUAUUUCAGUCUUCAUGAUAUCAAUUCUUAUCCCUGCGAAGGAGGCGACGAAGAGAAAGUCAAGAAUGCAAGCCUGUGUAUUGACAACGCCCACGGCCAGUCCAUAUGGAAUGUGCACCUAGAGCAGUGGGAUUCCGAACAGGAAUUUUGGGACCUGUAUGAGACCAAGUACUCUGUUCUGCUGGUCAAGGCGCGCAACUACCUCAGAAACCAAGCCCAGCGACUUAGAAAGCUAGAGCAAACCCCCAAGGCAGCCAUCUUCUUUUCAGCAGGAUUUGAUGCCAGCGAGUGGGAGAGCGCUGGGAUGCAGCGACACACGGUGAACGUCCCCACUGGAUUCUAUGCUAGACUGUCCCGGGAUGUCGUAAAGCUCGCUUCGGAGGAAGGAUUGGGUGUUGAUGGUCGUGUCAUCAGCGUGUUGGAGGGGGGAUACAGCGAUAGAGCACUCUUUUCGGGUGUCUUUAGUCACCUGUGUGGCUUUGCACCCAGCUGUGAUGCGAAAAUGCAGACCGCCUCAGACGGCCUCGGCAUUGCUGCUCCCGAACUAGGACUUGCUCCUCGCUUGACAUCCAUUGAAAAUGACGAUACAGAGAACGAGUCCACCACCACUCCUCCCUAUGAUCCAACUUGGUGGGCUAGUUCCUCGUUGGAUAUCAUAGAUAACCUCAUAGCAGCACCGCCCCAGGUCCCCCAGAAACCAAGGCAACCUUCGCUCUCAACCUACUCAUCUCCUACACAGGCCUCCGUGGCCAAGGUCGUUGACCCUGCCAAUAUGCGCCGAAGCUUGUCGGGUCUAUCGAGCAAAAGCCACACCAGGCCAGUCUCGCCGCCCCCGCCUGAGGUUCCUUGGCACAUUGCUGCCCAUGAGCUGUCGAAGCUUUUGAUCCCAUCUGAUCGACAGACUGAUAGCUGCAAGCCUGAAGACCUCAAUGCUGAAGCUACCAGGCAACGCCAGGCACGUCAAUCCACCGCGCCUAAAGCCACACCGGUUGGUACGCCUGAACGACCUAGAUCACAAAUGAAUCUGCGCGGGAGGAAGCCCAGAGUGGUAAGCUCCCAAGUGAGUGAGGCAGUAUCCGCCAAAGAUCGACGGAAAACUCUAGCGACAUCUACCCCAGCGACGGAAACCGCAACCACUGCUGUUGCAACCGAGUCAAAAGCAGCAGGUGCCCGAAGAGCUAGCAGACGGCUUAGUGGUAUCUCUGCCAUCGGCACCGCUACGGAUGAGGCAGCGCCUCAGUCGAGCAUGACCACAAGACCUGAUCUCGCCGCCUCUGGCCGGUCGCAGAGCUCGACUGAUUUAGCCUCCAAAAAGACACGAGUACCAGCUACACCUAGGAGGACAGCUGGCAAUACACGUACAGCACGGGGUGCAAGCAAGACGGCGACGACUGCACCUAUCGACAAGCAGGUGCCAGCCACCGAGCCUCGAAAGCCUCCGACAACCGUGGAUGAUCUGGACAAUAUUACCCGAGGGAUGAAGAAGAUCAAGAUUAAUUUGAUCACAAAGUCACAAAAGGAGGCUCGGGAACGUGCCCGGCUUGAAAAAGCGAACACCAACGCCGCUGGGCCAGCUCCAGCCGCACCAUCAUUAGCGGAAGCGCUCAGCACUGAGGUUGAUAUGCCUUCAUCGCCUCCCAUCUCACCAACAACUGUCCCAACAGAAUCCCCAAAGCCUGCCAUUACCAAUGAGUGGGCGCUAGAUCGCCAAGGUCCAGUCAUCAUCAAGCAAGAGCCUGAUCUCAGUUCUGAGCCAGGGCUCUUGGACCAUGAUUCAAAAUCAACCACCUACGGAACGGAUGACUCGUGUAUCUUACCACCUCACAAGACUCCAUCGCCUGAUCUGCCCCAGGUAGCGAUCCAGGCUAGCAGUGACCCUGCCGAUGUGUUCAUCGCAUACCAACCUGAAGGACCAGCACCCAAGGCUGCGGUCCAAUCCGAGCCGCUGACAUGGCUUCCACCGAACGUACCCACGUCAUCGGCGAACACGCCGGCAGGGACUCCCAUACCCGCAAGAAGCAACCUCUUCACAUACAAGACCGGAAGCAUUCCCUUCGCUCCCCGACCUAAGAACGGAGCUCCUCCGGCUGAUGAGGGAAAGCAUGGAAGUGGGUAA
Clonostachys byssicola is the source of this 3396-nucleotide messenger RNA. NCBI's taxonomy places the organism in Eukaryota, Fungi, Ascomycota, Sordariomycetes, Hypocreales, Bionectriaceae. The record is from the annotation of a GenBank genome assembly.